Gossypium raimondii (Peruvian cotton) is the source of this 1735-nucleotide messenger RNA. RefSeq lists its product as uncharacterized. Bases 386 to 1633 code for a protein of 415 amino acids. NCBI's taxonomy places the organism in Eukaryota, Viridiplantae, Streptophyta, Magnoliopsida, Malvales, Malvaceae. The record is from RefSeq and is a predicted model, not a curated record. The transcript is spliced from 12 exons.
CCCAAUUGUGUAGCAAUAUAUAUAUAUAUAAUGAAAAAAAAGUGUUAAAAAAAUAAUUACCCAUUUUCACCAAAGUUUGCCAGAAAGCAAAGCAAGCAUGCUUUUGAUGUUAGAAAUCCAUCAUCUACAUCAACUCAACCCAGAAAAGGAACACCUUUCUGCCCAAAAAACCCAACCCAGAACACAACUGAAACUAUCAAAAGACAGCUUUUUUAUGUUCCCUUUUUAACUGUUUUUAGUUUCUUGUUUCGCUUGUCUUUCUAGUUGCUUCAAACAGCUGAGGUGUAUAUAUAUAUAUAUAUAAUGGAGAUUCUGGUUAGAUGUUUUCAAAUUAUUGCAUGAGAGAAGAGCUUGUCAGAGUUUAGAGGAACUAAAUUGGAAGGAAAUGGGGUGCCUGUUAUCGACGCCAGAGGUUGCAGGAGGAGCUCGAAGAAGGCCGAGAAAUAUUGGUGAAGUUGUAGUUUUUGUUCCUGGACUGAGAAUUCCUAGGCCCCUUGAUUUCGCACAGCCACUUGGUGAUGGACUAUCCAAGAGCUUGGUUGAACGUCUAUCGGCGUUGAGAACACGUAUAGAGGUCAUGGCAGGUCAAGAAGCACCUAUGACUACUAAACCGAGAAGAACAGCCACACAACACGGAGGUUCAACGUUGACUGAUUUGCAGCAGGCUCUCGAGGAUUAUCUGCCGGUCUUGUUGGGGCUAGUUGAAAAUGGUAACUGGCUAAAACAUAACUUGCGGUUCUGUUGGAUAAAUCAGGAAGAUGACGUGGAGGAAACUACCAUGUCGGAUUCUUGGUAUGAGGUACUAUCAGUGUUGCACUUGAUGGCAGUUCUAUUGUUAUCACAGGCCAAUUUAUUGCUUCUUCCAAACAAAUUUACCAGUGGUUAUCAGUCUACAGCUUUGGAAGAUUGCAAACGAGCAUCCAUUGACAUUUUCUUAAAGGCAGCUGGAUAUCUGGACUUUGCUGUGCAGAAGGUUCUCCCUCAAUUGCCCUUGGAACUUAGGAAUGAUUUGCCACUAGAUCUGUCAGAGGGAGUGCUUAAAGCCCUUUGUUUGCAAGCAUUAGGCCAGGGUGUUGAGAUUCAACUGGGAAUGGCAAUUGAUAGCAUUAAGGCCACUCUGGCUGUGAAAAGGAGGCUAGCAUGUGAGAUGGUUAAAUACUGGCAUCAGGCUGAGGAAUACAUAAAGGACCUUCCACUAGCAAAUGGAUGGGGAGAAAAGCACAAGCUUUUCAUUCAGUGGAAGCACAUUGAAGCUAAGGCUAUUGCAUACUAUCUUCACGGAUUAAUCCUCGAAGAAGGGAACACAUCUGCUGGCAUAGCUGCAGCUGCUCUGCAAGCAGCAGAAGAGUAUCUCAAAGAAAGCAAAAUGGCCUGCGAUUCUUUCCAUGUGACACUCCCUUCGUCACGUAAUCCACCUCCCUGGGGAGCCAGCAAGUAUCUUGCUGAGAGGAUUCCAAAAGAUAUAUCAAGCAAAACAAUCAACUGGGAUUCACAAAAACAUGAAAUGAUUAAGCAGGUAGCUCCAGCAUUGCCUGACUUUGUCUUGUCCCUAAAACCUGAUGAGUAUCAGCUUCCUUCUACAGAUCCCUCCUGGAAUGAUUUACAAGUUCAAAACGUGGUUCCUACCAAGUGAAGCCUCAAGGGCCAAAAUGUCAGAUGUGCCUCAAAUAAUUAUAAUAUAUUACGCAUGGAAAACACCAUUUGGAAUAAAUCAAUGUUGUUGAAUGUCUUCCAA